AUGCCGCAUCCCGCGUUGCGCACACCAUCAGGAGGGGAGAAAUGCCCCGUCGCCACCUACACCGACGAUGGGAGGGAAGGAGAGGCGAGAAAGAAAGAGGCACGGCAACGGUACUCACGGGCAUCAGCUGCCUGGAAAACUCUCGUUCCGCCGCCACCUCCGCUCCGGAUCCAGCCCCGCUCCACUUGCCUUUCGUAUCCGCACCCACGCCACGCGCACCUCGGCAAGGACAAGCCUCCGCCCGCCGCCACUGCCUCCACCCCGCCUAUAAAGCUCCGCCCUUUGCCCGGCCCGCUCCUCCUCUCCCCGUCCGGGCCACGCCUCUCGCCUCCUUCCUUCAUCCUUGGCCCGUCCUGGCCACGUGGUGGUCUCCGUUCCGGCCGCCGAUUCCAAGUCCGUCCGCCAGCUCGCGCCCUGCUCCCUCUCCUCUCCGCCUGUGGGGCCGCGCCGCUCACCGAGGACGCGGGCGGGGCUCUGCCAAGUGGCGGGCGACCGGCGGCGGGGGCACCGGCGUCGUGCGCCAGCCACGCGCGCUCGUCCUCGACUCGUCCCUCUCCUCCUCUCGCGUCCGGUGAGGCGACUCGUCCUCGGUUCUUGCCUCUCCUCAUCUCGCGUCCGCCGUGGAUCGCUCAUCAACCUGUUGAGCUCUUUCUGGAUAGGACAGAGGUACAAUAUUUACAUCCAUGGCAGAAGGUUCUUAACCCUGAACUCAUCAAAGGUCCUUGGACUCAAGAGGAAGAUGACAAAAUUAUUGAUCUUGUAAGAAAGUAUGGACCAACAAAAUGGUCUCACUGCAAGGACCUGCAGAAGGACCCUCCCACCUCAGGGCAGGAAGGUCCUGUAGGUGAGGACAUGUUCCACUGGCAGGCCAGUAUCAUGGGACCCUUGGACAGCCCGUUUACUGGUGGCCUAUUUUUUGUGAACAUCCAUUUCCCACUGGAUUAUCCCUUCAAACCCCCGAAGGUCUGUUUCCGCACCAAGGUGUUCCACUUCCACUUCCACCCAAACAUUAACAGCAACGGCAACAUUUGCCUUGACAUUCUCAAGGAACAGUAGAGCCUGACUUUGACCAUAUCAAAGGUCCUCCUGUCAAUCUAUUUGUUGCUGACGGACCCCAACCCCAAUGAUCCUCUGGUGCCUGAGAUUGCUCACAUGUACAAGACUGAUUGGGCCAAGUAUGAGUCCACGGCAUGCUCCUCGACACAGAAGUACGCCAUGGGUGGAUGUAUAGGCAAGCAAUGUCGAGAGAGUUCUUCUCAGCUAUAGCUAAAGUCAAAGACGACAAACCAGGUGACUUAUUGGAGUUGCAGGACUAUAAAUCAUCGGUCAUAUGAAUCUUCAUUUGUAAAUAUGACUGCUGGUGCUGCCGAUGAUGCUAGCCAUCGGCUUGGAACUAAUGAGAGACAACCGCUGUUGCCAACUUGAAACAUAUACUUUUUAGGUAUGAAUGGCUUACCUCUCCUCCUCUCGCGUCUGGUGAAGCAAUUCAUCCUCGGUUCGUGCCUCUCCUCCUCUCGCAUCUGGUGAGGCAAUUCGUCCCCGAUUCCCCCCCUCUCGCCUCUGAUUCGUCCAUUUAGAUUAGAAGAAUCGCAUAUGAUUUGUCAUUUUGCUCGUUCUCGAUUCAUCUGCCUUGAAGUGCGUCUAAUUCGACUGAUUUUGCUCGUCCUAGAUUCACUCGUUUAGAUAGAAAAUCACGUUUGGUUUGAUUUACUCGUCCUCCUCGUCACUUUAGAAUCGCUUGUGAUAUGAUUUUGCUUGUCCUCGCUGUCGCCCUGAUGCUCUCGCGUGUUCUUGGGGCCGUCUCGUCUGGGGUCUCUGUCCCUGCGACUCUGGGAGGAAGCGGGCGAGCAAGCGAGCGGUCGGUCGGUCUGGUUUGUGAACUAAAGUCUGUUUGAGAAACUUCUGUUCCUGCAUUUCGUGUUCACGGUGGAGCGAUAUUUCCCGUGUUUACUUGUGCGUGCGCUUCUAUUAUCUAACGAUCAUGCGUUUCGUGUUCACGGUGGAGCGAUAUUUCCUGCGUUUACUUGUGCACGCGCUUCUGUUAUCUGUCGAUCCUGUGUUUUGUGUUCGUGUCGGGGCGAAGGUUGCAGGAACGAUGGGUUCUUGGUUCGGAAAUUGGAGCAGUGUCAAAUCGUUCCCUCUAUUCCACCACAUGCGUUGUUCGUCGAUUAUUUUCAUAUCUCAAACGCAUGCGCUUGAUACUCUGGUUGCCCUUUGUCGAUCCUUGUUCUACUGACAGGCGUGUGUGCUCCCAUCCUAGAUGUAGAGAAUCCUGUUCUUGCCUGUUACAGUUGUUCUGAUGCUGUUCUUUUCAAUUGUUUAUUGUUAUCAUGGUUUGCUUAUGUUCCCAUAUGGCACGAUUGAUUGAUUGUUGUUUGUUGUUUGAUUGAUUGGCUUGAGAUGGAUUGUUGUUUAUUGUUUGAUUGAUUGGCUUGAGAUGGAUUGUUGUUUGUUGCUUGAUUGAUUGCCUUGAGAUGGAUUAUUGUUUGCUGUUUGAUUGAUUGCCUUGAGAAGGUACAAACCAUGUAUGCCGAUUGAUUGUUGUUUGUUGCCUUGAGAUAUUACAUGUUUAUAUGACACGAUUGGUUGUUGUUUGUUCAUGGUUAUUACAAUUGAUUGAUUGUUGUUUGUUGAUUGGAAUCUAAUUUUGGUAUUGGUAGUAGGUAACAGACCUGGCGCUAUUAUUUUUCUGAACUUUUUUGUGAUUAUUAUGCCUUCACAUUGCACUGCUCCCAGAUUCAUAUCGACAUGCCCACGCUGUCUGACGAGGAUAAAGAUGUUAUGAAAAAAUGGGAUGCUCCAAACAAGAUUGACUUCCUAUCUUUCUUAUACAAGGCAUGCAGAAGAUGUGUGGCAAAAGUUUGCUCUGCACAAGUGCAACAUGGCUGGAAAACCUGCUGCUGUUACUUGUGUUGUGGACAGUAUGACAGACAACCUAAGGCCUACACGUGCAGAUGCAACUGAUGUGGCAAAUGCAGUGUUGGAUGUGAUGCCAUUCUCCUUGGUGCCGAGACUGUCCGUGCAUUGUAUCCAGUUGGGAUUUAAACGGUAGGCAGAAUUUGUGCUGAGGUGAACUUUCUUUUGGAGGCUGAGAAUGUCUUCAACCAGGAUUUGUACUUCAAGCGAACCAUGAAAUACGUGGGAGAACCCAUGACCCACAUGGAGUCUAUUGCUUCCUCUGAAGUGCAGGCUGCUAUCAAAGUUAAGGCUUCGGUCAUCAUUUUCUUCACCUCAUCUGGACAGGAGAAAAAGAGUAUUUCUUCUUAUAGGCGCUUCACCUCAUCUUUGUAGUUUAAUGGAAAUUGAUUGAUAUAUUAUGCUGUAUCGAGUAUCUGCAGGCUAAUUGCCAAGUACAGGCCCACCAUGCCAUUCCUCGUCUAAAAACAAAUCAAUUGAAGUGGAGCUUCACAGGGGCAUUUGAAGCAAGACAAUCACUCAUAGUUAGAGGCCUCUUUCCCAUGCUUGCUGAUCCACGUCACCUGGAACGAAGAUCUAGAUCACCCUCGCCCCUCUAGAGAAAUCAGUUUACUCAUUCAAGUUCUGGAAAUUUUUUGUAGCCUUUUGAGUUUACUUCGGUCUUGCAUGUAUUAGCUUUCUGUUUGUGCCCCUAUUUAUGUAUGUUUCUUGUGUGCAAGUGCUCCGUUCUGUGUGUGUGUGUGACUUGUGUGUGGCUUGACUCUGUGUGUGGCUUGACUGUGUGUGUGUGGCCUGACUGUGUGUGACUCUCUGUGGCUUGACUAUGUGUGUGUGACUCUGUGUGGCUUGACUAUGUGUGUGUGAUUCUGUGUGUGCUUGACUCUCUGCUUGUGUGAAUCAGUGUGAAUGUUGCAUUUGUUUGAUGGUGUGGCCUGUAUGCUUGAUUGAUGAUUGAUGUGGUUUAACACUGCCUUUGCCGGUCCCAAGCCCGGAUGUGAAAAUGUGGAGGGAGCUGCAUUUACCUCCUUUGUAUUUUAUAUAUAUUCACCUUCUAACAUUUGUGGCUGAUGGCAUUCUAGUUUACUUAGACGGUUAGCUUGUUAAUUAGUUUUGUGCAUGCAAGACUUGAAAUCUAGCUGAUGUUACUUUCUGUGCAUGAUAAAUGGUUUUGUUGUGCACCUUUUAAAAGAUGUGGUCCGUCUCCUCUUUUGGAUGUUAAAUAGCAUUUGCUAUGUUUCUGAAUUGAUUAUCUGUUGUAAGAUAUGGUUAGCAUAUAUAGUUCAGAGAUAAAUGUCUUUGUUUGCAGCAGUACAUUUUAUUCAUUCCAAUGGUGAUUUUACUACUGUUUUUUGUGUGUUGGAACUCUUGCGGAAGUUCUCUGUACCCCAGUACCAAUGUAUAUCUAUUUCAGUGUCAUUUUGUACUAUAACAUCACGGAAACCGGUGGUAUAUUUGAGAUGAGUGAUGUGAUUAGAUUGUACCAGACAUGCGACUGCAGGAGCUUAGUGUAUGAGUAUGUGCCCCGUGACCGCAAUUAUCUAGUUACUUUAACAGGACUAGCUAGUUACUUUUGAACAAUCAGGUAGUUUACAAUAUGCAGUUUUACUUGUAUUCAGGAAUGGAGCUUCUUCACUUCCUAGAUGCAGCAGGUUGUCCAUGUUGUGUGUUCAAUUUCUUUGAUUCACCUUUAUUUUCAUUUCAGCAGGUUGUCCAUGUUGUGUGUUCCGUAUGGAUUAGAUGCCGUCUGACUACUUUGUCUUCGAUGUCGCAGCCCCUCAUUGGGUCUUUAGUACUUCUUUUGUGUGUUCAAUUUUUAAUCCCCAUUACGUGUGAUGCUCUUUGUUUAUGUGUAAUUUGAACCUCUGGUUGUGCUCUUGUGAGUUAUGAGCGGUGUCUCUGCUCGUGUGGGCACACAUGAUUUGAACCGCGAUUCUGCUAGUGAGGUAAGCAUGAUUUCAGCGGUGUUUCCAUGUGAUUUUGAACUAUGUCUGUGUUACGAUCUUGUGAAAACAUUGCGUGAAUAUUUAUUGCCAAUUGUGUGUCGUGCUAAUACUGCCUUUGGUUGAUUGUGUGGCUUGUUGCUUAGCUGAAUGAUUGGUUGU
Messenger RNA from Triticum urartu, 5018 nucleotides. The record is from RefSeq and is a predicted model, not a curated record. Lineage: Eukaryota; Viridiplantae; Streptophyta; Magnoliopsida; Poales; Poaceae.